This is a messenger RNA of Plenodomus lingam JN3, 408 nucleotides long. RefSeq lists its product as uncharacterized. Lineage: Eukaryota; Fungi; Ascomycota; Dothideomycetes; Pleosporales; Leptosphaeriaceae. The record is from RefSeq and is a predicted model, not a curated record.
AUGUCUUCCACAUUCCUCUCCAGAUUCUCUCGCUCAGCGCCAAUUGUGACUCGCUCGUUGUACGAACGUGGCCAGGUUGUAGCUCCAGUUUUGACUCGCACAUACGCUACGAAGGAUGGGUCGUCUCCAGGUCAGACCUCCAACGUAUCAAACCCACAAGCCAGCAGCGCUGAGAGCCAGAGCAUCAAUAAAAGCGCCUCAGUCGGCCGCACGGACAAGAAUGACGCCGACCACGUAUCGACAGCAAACCCUGUGAGCAAGCCAGAGGAAGGGCGGUUGGGUGCAACGGAAGAAACGACAGAAAGCCAGGAUAAAAUGAAGCAUGAUCCCAAGGAAUCGGAUAAAGAGAAGAGAGAGAAAACGUUGGAGUAUGGCCAGAAUAAGCCCUUGGAUGCUGCAGACAAGUAA